Messenger RNA from Populus nigra (black poplar), 1593 nucleotides. Its product is annotated as transcription factor MYB80. The record is from RefSeq and is a predicted model, not a curated record. NCBI's taxonomy places the organism in Eukaryota, Viridiplantae, Streptophyta, Magnoliopsida, Malpighiales, Salicaceae. The transcript has 5 exons. Bases 495 to 1478 code for a protein of 327 amino acids.
UCCCACUUGACUAGGAUUUGAAGGAGUGACGGCAUGGAGGAUUGACAAAGCUAAAGCACAAGGACUCAAUUAAGAAGCCUUUUCUGAUGAGGGACUACUUUUAAAGAAAUUCGAGAGUACAGAAUUUGUGUGAUCAAAGCAUCAAUGGACUUCUUUCUUGCAAGUUGAACAAAACAAGACCAUUCAUUCUCUCUCGAGGCUGCGCGUGUCAAAAUGAUGAGCCACACGUACGUGGAACAACCUUAAACUGCACAUGUUCUGCUUUCAAGGAAUUCGAGGCUCCUACUAUGGAGGCGGUGGUAAAAUUGUGUGAUCAAAGCAGAAAGCCACCCAACCCAAAACAUCUGCAAGGACCUCCAAGGGGAGUCAACAAGUGAGAGAGUUGACCGGGUGUCUUGUGGACAGUAGACAGCAUUAUAGUAGCCAAAGCAUUAGCAUUUCUCAAGGAGGAUAGUGCGAGAGAAGAAGAGUAAACAAAAGACAAGCACACACAGAUGGGCAGGAUUCCGUGUUGUGAGAAGGACAACGUGAAAAGGGGGCAAUGGACACCUGAAGAAGAUAACAAACUCUCUUCUUACAUCGCCCAACACGGCACCCGUAACUGGCGGCUCAUCCCCAAGAAUGCUGGUCUCCAGAGAUGUGGGAAGAGUUGCAGGUUGCGGUGGACUAAUUAUCUCCGGCCUGAUCUGAAGCACGGCCAGUUUUCGGAUGCAGAAGAACAUACCAUUGUCAAGCUUCACUCUGUUGUUGGCAACCGAUGGUCAUUGAUUGCUGCUCAGCUUCCAGGCCGCACAGACAAUGAUGUUAAAAAUCACUGGAACACCAAGCUGAAAAGGAAGCUUUCUGGCAUGGGAAUAGACCCGGUUACCCACAAGCCCUUCUCCCACCUCAUGGCAGAGAUUGCCACCACACUAGCAACACCGCAGGUGGCUAACCUUGCAGAAGCAGCCCUUGGCUGCUUCAAGGAUGAAAUGCUCCACCUGCUCACUAAAAAGCGGAUUGACUUCCAGCUGCUACAAUGCAACACAAAUGGAGUACAAGGGAACACCUCAUCCCCUUAUACUGCCACUAAACAUGAUGAAAAUGAUGAUACUAUUGAGAGAAUCAAGCUUGGUUUCUCCAGGGCUAUGCAAGAACCUGGAAUUCUGCCCCCAAACAAGACCUGGGAUUCCCCUGGUGCUACCUCUGCCAAUUUUGCAGGCACCUGCGCCUACUUCCCUUCAUCAGUUAAUGCAUUUUUAUGUGGUCCAUCUUCUUUUGGCAACGAAGUUGCUUUAUCGCCAUGGAGUCAGAGUAUGUGCACUGGAAGCACGUGCACAGCAGGUGACCAACAAGGUAGAUUGCAUGAAAAGCUCGAUGAUGAGAAUGGAGAAGAAUCCCAGGGUGGGAAAGAGAUUAGAAAUGGCCCAUCCCUCUUCAAUACAGACUGCGUUCUAUGGGAUUUACCAUCUGAUGAUCUAAUGAACUCAAUAGUUUAAGGAUAUUUACAUCACAAAAUAGGCAAUGACACCCUUCAUUUAUUGACAAUAACAGAUAUCUUAUCACAAAUAAUGAAAAAUGUAAAUAAACUUCUAUACAAAUUAUACCCUAGAA